UCCGGUAGACCGGAAGUUACUGUAGAAUGCCUUUUUUUUUUAUUUUAUUUAUAUUCCUCUCCUCAUCCUCCUCUUUAUUCUUCUUCUUGUUCUUUCCCCUCUUUUCAACAUUUUGCUAGAAUGGAUUCAAAAUUAUCGACGAGACGUUGACAUUGAAUCGCGAGCCGUUUACUUUGUUUAUUUUUGUUCAUUGUUCGGAAAGUAAUUAUCUCGAUUAAGUUAUGCUUAAUCAAUAGUGGCUGGUUAGUCAUCCACUGAUGGAUGCAUCUGAUUAAAAGAAGCCAUGCUUAUGUGAGUGAUGUUCUGGAGGAAUGGCAGAAUCUGAGUGCCACUCUCAAGGGGGCCAACAAAAUCGAACUAAUUCCUCAUCCCGCUCCGUCUUAUCUUCAAUGACUCCUGGAGUUGGAACUCAUGUGCCGAUGGCUCCUGGAAGUGCAAACCAUACAUCAAUGAACAUGAGGUCAAACAUGCCAAAUGAAACAAGACAUAUGAAUAUGGAUGGAAACAACAUUGAUAAAAUGUAUCGCAAAUUUCCAUGUGCUCCAAUUGUUACGCCCUCAACAGCGACAUCAAUGACAUCUGGGAACCAGUCUGCUACUAUGUCUCUAACAUCUGAUGCAAAUAACCCUGUAUCCAUGAACCCUGGAGAACAAACAGUUGGAGAAGGAGAACAAAAUCUCGACAAGCUAUAUCGUAAAUUUCCCUGUCCAACAUGCUUUAAAGGUUUUAAGAGCAAGCAACAGUUAAUUCAGCAUAAUCUUGUACACACUGGUGCACGCAAAUACCACUGUAGCUAUUGUGAUAAAUCUUUCAAACAACUCUGUCAUCUACAGCAGCACCAUCGCAUACACACAGGAGAAAAACCUUACAAGUGCACUUUAGGUGACUGCGACCGCUCAUUUGCACAGCUGUCCAAUCUCCAACAUCACUUACGUAACCAUGACGAUCAGGUGAAAAAAGCUGCAAACAAACAACAUGCUUGUGUCAUCUGCAACAGAAGUUAUACCAAUGAAAGCAGUUUAAAAUCCCAUACACUAAAGAUGCAUGUUCAUAUCAAACCUCUACUCCCCAUCAAUGAUACAUCAGAAACUGCUAAUAAGUCUCACAAGCGUAAAACAAAACCAGUUAGCGGCCUAUACAGAUCACCCAUUAUGGUGCCCAUUCAUCAGGUCGGAAACAGCGACCAACGAAAAGGCAGCUCUGAUGGAAUUCUCUACAAAGUCAUGUCUGAAUGUAAGGGUUCAGGCAGAAUAUUAAAACAAGUUAAAGAUAGUAGUAGACAACCUAUAGUUAUUGAUUUGGAAACCAGUGGCAGUUCAGGCCAUUCACCAUACAAUGAGUCCUCUUACAGUGGUUUCACUCCUUCCAGUGAGGACAUUUCAUCACACAUGAGUAAUCAUAACAAUGCUAGUAACAACAACAGUCCAGUUAUUUCUCUGUCUGACAACCACGGCUCUCCUUCAACAACCCCUCAUCAUGAACAGAGUGGAGGAAGCCAGCAUCAAUCUAGUAUGAUUCACCAGCAUCAUCACCAACAACAGCAGCGGCAACAUCGACAACAGCAACGGCAACAGCAGCAACACCCACAGUAUACAGAUAUUCAUGACCAAAUGCAAACUUUCCCUCAUGUCACCAGCCUUGCUUCGCAAGAAGCCAGUUUUGUGACAUCUGCUCACCGUCGUGCUACAUCAGAAGCAUUAACAAGUGAGCUUCCUUCAUCAUCCGUCAAUAACUACAAGUUGUACUAUUCUCAAGGCAACAAUACCAUUCGCUCCAUGUCACCCCUUCCACCUGUUGGGAACAUUGAAAGAGAAAUACAGUGCUACCAGCCAUGUCUUAAUACCACUAACAACGUCAAUCAAAAUGUGCCCAUUUCAUUAAAUUUCUCUCCAUUGCGACAGUAAAUAUUUACAUAUAGUAUUUUACGUUUAUCUAUAUUCUAUAGGAACAUAUCUAUUCAUUCUGAUGGCAAAGAUUCCUUAUUUUUGUUCUUUGUUUUCUUGUUUUUAUUGAUACUAGUUGUUGGAAUCACUUUAGCGUUUUACAAUCCAACAAAGGAGUCUUUGGGUGGUUACUUGACCUGCUAGAAACACCAACCAGAUCUCCCUCAAAUCACACCCUGUUGUCUUAAAAGUGGGAGGCGCAUUGUUUAAUGUAAUCAUAGAAACAUUACAAUUGAAUACAAGACGUGGAUGGUCAUGGUUGGAACACCUUUGAUCCUAAGUCUGCUUUAUCAGGACUGACCUGGGGAUAAACAAUAACACUAUUAUGUUUCAUUAUAUGCCAUUUGGUCGAUCUGCUUGCUGUGUGGUCAGUUCAGUUGACUUUAAUGAUCCCCGAAUAUUUGGCCUUAUGUCAUUGCUAGAAAUGAUUGUUUUUACUAUUAUUACCGCCAUCAUUACUAGCAAGUAAUGAAGCUAAUGGUAAUAGUAACAAUAUUUAUAGUAGUAAUAGUAACAAUAAUACUAUAAUUAUUUUGUGACAGGCAUUGUUGUGUGGCUGUAAUUUGUUAGUAAACGAGUCUGUGACUGUUGCACUUCCUUGUUUUCACCAUUACACUUCACUAAUGAACAAGGAAAACAUAAACACUACAAUUUCCCAUUUUUUUUUUACUGUCAAAGUAAGUCUAGUUACAGUGUUUAGUUUUGGUUUUUCUAUAUUCACAUCCUGCCUGGGUUUCAUAACUUUCCUCUUGCUCUAGGGAUGGGCCAAUAAAAUAAGUACCAGUCAUAUACUGGGGUUGAUGAAUUCUAUUCUACCCAUCUCCUACAAAUUCGUAGCCUUGUGCCAAUGUAAGAAAUCAUCAUAAUCAUUAUUAUUAUUAUUAUUAUUAUUAUUAGAUUAAGUUUGAUCUAUUCAAUUUACCAUAAAUAUGAAUAUACUAUAAAAGACUAUUCAAUGCUUGCAUUCAAUGAAAUGAAAGACUGAUAAAAUAAUAAAAAAAAAAGAAAGGAAGAAAUAUCCCUUUCCCUCUGCAAAAACAAUAUGACUUCUAAGUGCUUGCACAUAUUUGUAUGAAACAACUUAUAUUUGCUGUUACUGUUGCAUUUGCCAUUACAGAACACUAGCCAAAGUGCAGUGCUUAUUAUAUUUUGCCUUGUUAGACUCUAAUUAUUUAAUUAGGUCCCUAAUGUGUAAAGCUAUUAAGAUUUGUUUAUUAUCUGUAUACACCUCCUUUUAAGAUGAUGCCAUCUAAACAGGAGUUUACAAUUAGAUCUAACUAGAUAUAUUAUUUUUGUGUUUGCAGCUUGUUGUUUCUUUAGCUUCAACUACUGUGUCUGAUCAUAGAAAAGACACAUGUUGUCUUUAAGCCAGUCCCAUCCAUCUGAAUGAUGCACACUCUCACCCUCUUCAUCUUUCACUUUAAUCUUUUUUUGGUAAUAUUCCUCUAUCAGUGGUGAUUGUGUUUUACUAGUUGAGUAAUUAGACUAAACUCUACAAUGUCCAGGAAUGCCUUAAAAACGACCAUCUAUUCAAAAUUGCCAAACAGUUCUCUAGAAAUAUGUUGAUUCUUCCUUAUUCAGUAAAUCUGUGUAAGUCAAGACAUUAUUUUCAGUGUAAACCAUUAAAGUUUUGGGAAUAUAAUCCCUAGCUUUUUGAACAGUCAUUUUAUUAAUAUUUACCAAAAGAUUUGUGUCAGAAUCAGCUGUUAUAUAACAUAUGCAGAUUUCUAAAUAUACUAUUCCAGCUUUUUUUCUCUUUCACAUCAUCAUCAUCAUCGUCAUCAUCAUCAUCAUCAUCAUCAUCAUCAUCAUCAUCAUCAUCAUUCUCAGUGUUAUUGCCAUGAAACAUGAUGGAAAUGCCCAAAACUGUAAAAUUACCAAUUGGUUACUAUAUAUAUAAUUUGGUCUAUCACUGUUCUCACUGAGGUCAACUUCCAUGUCGUUCCUCUGAGGUUGAGAAACUAAGUAUCAGUAGCAAUCUAUACUCUUGUAACCAAAAUUAGCAAUGUAUCUAGUAAAAUGAAUUCAUUAUUGCUAUCACAAUUUGAAAUAAAUAAUCUAAACAUAACCAAUACAUAAAAAAAGCAAA
Messenger RNA from Octopus sinensis (East Asian common octopus), 4032 nucleotides. RefSeq names its product zinc finger protein 629. Lineage: Eukaryota; Metazoa; Mollusca; Cephalopoda; Octopoda; Octopodidae. The transcript has 5 exons. The record is from RefSeq and is a predicted model, not a curated record. Gene Ontology annotation, molecular function: DNA-binding transcription factor activity, RNA polymerase II-specific; RNA polymerase II cis-regulatory region sequence-specific DNA binding. Bases 312 to 1904 code for a protein of 530 amino acids. Gene Ontology annotation, cellular component: PcG protein complex; transcription regulator complex. Gene Ontology annotation, biological process: regulation of transcription by RNA polymerase II.